AUAACGUUCAGACAGUAAUUACAAAAAAAACGAAUUUGUCAUUUAUUUUGUUACAAAAAAAAAUAAAACAGUUUAAAAAAAAAAAAAAAAAAGUUUUUCAUUCUCUGAUUAUUUAUAAUUUUUUUUUUUAAAUUAAUUAUAAUGAUUAAUUAUAAAUUAGUCAUUUUUAUUUACUUUCAAGUGCUUACUAAUUUUAUUGCCUCACAUAGAAUUAGUAAACGUCAUGCUGAUGAUAAUUAUAAUUUGGAGAGAAAAUUUGAAAUUUUACAAGAUUAUAAAUUAGAGCGUUAUGUUUUUCCGGAAGUAAUACCAAAUUCUGAGAGUGAAAUAAAUAAUUUUGAUGAAUUAAAUUCGACUAUUGUUUAUCGUCUUAAAAAAAAUCCUUUUUUGAAUAUUAAUAAUAAUAAUAAUGAUGAUAUCAAAGGUAUCAUUUUACUACGUCAAGGUUUUGAGUGUCGUUUGAAUAAUUGUUGCGUUAACAAAUUGCAGAUGGCUGUUGCGUAUUUACUUGUCGACCAAGGUUAUGAUAUAUGGCUGGGUAUUGAUAAUAAAAGUAAUAAAAAUUUAAUGAUGGAUGAAUUAAUAGAAAAUGAUAAUACAUAUAAAGUAGCUCAAUUUAUUUUACUAUCGACUGGUCAAUCGGAAUUGAUUGUCAUGGACAAUAAUAAUAAAUCCAAUAAUAUUUAUGAAAUUUCUUCCAAUAUUAUUAAUACAGAUAAUGACUCAAGAAUAUCCAAAUGGUGGAACGGAGUAAAGAGUUGGGUCGUAAAUGUUUAUCGCACUGGAAAAAAUUAUGUAACAAGUAGUUACGAAGCAAGGGUUAAUGAUAUAAAUGAAAUCGGUGAGAAAGUCGAUCAUAUACUGGAAAAUAAAGCAAUCGACGGUGUAAAGCAAAAAAUAUUAAAUGCCUAUGGAAUAUUUUCUUCGAUGUUGCCAACGUUGAAAAUUGAUAUUUUUUCAAAAUUAACUAAUGAUCCGGAUACUUAUUUGAGUACGGCACAACUGAUUAAAAAAUAUGGCUACAAUGUCGAGACCCAUACAGUCAUAACAAAAGAUGGCUAUGUAUUGACAUUGCAUCGGAUAAGUGGAGGUAAAAAAUACCCGCCGAAGGCUGGUAAACCGGUGGUCUAUCUUCAGCAUGGACUUUUAUCUGAUUCUGCUAGUUGGGUCCUUACUGGACCUUCACAUGGCUUAGGUUACAUACUGUCUGAUGAAAAAUACGAUGUAUGGAUGGGUAAUUCCCGUGGCACGACACAGUCACGCGCACACGUUAAUUUAACAACUGACGAUCCUCUAUUUUGGAAUUUUUCAUUCAAUGAAAUCGGACUUUAUGAUUUGCCAGCAAUAAUUGACUAUAUAUUAAACGAAACUGGUGAAAAAAAAUUAAAUUACAUUGGACAUUCACAGGGCACUAGCAUAUUGUUUGUUUUACUAUCCGAACGUCCUGAAUAUAAUGAUAAAAUAAAUAAAUUUAUUGCUUACGCCCCCAUUGCUUAUGUCGGAAACGUUCAAAGUCCCAUUAUAAGGGCCCUCGCUCCAGCCGAAAAAAGAACUGCGAAAUUAAUGAACUACUUCGAAAUAAACGAAUUACUGUCUGCCAACUCUCUGUUAACGAAAUUUGUCCGCGGACUCUGUGAAGCCAGGACUUUUUAUCGUAUUAUUUGCACCAAUGCCUUCUUUUUAUUGAACGGAUACGACUUAGACCAAAUUAAUAAAACUACGAUACCAGUUCUUUUGGCGCAUUUACCAGCAGGUGGUUCAACCAAACAAAUAGUUCAUUACGCCCAAGAAAUAAAUUCGAAAAAAUUCAGAAAAUUUGAUUACAAUCCUGAAGAAAAUAUCAAAAUGUACGGGCAAAUAGAGCCACCAGAAUAUAAAUUAUGCAACACAAAAAUUCCCGUGGCAUUAAUGUACGGUCCAAAUGAUCUAAUCUCUGUACCAACGGAUGUGAGCCGAUUGUCGCAUAAAUUAACGAAUUUACAGUUAAAUUACACAAUCCCUUACCCGCAAUUCAAUCAUUUAGAUUUUACAUUUGCUAUGAAUGCUCCUGAAUUAGUAUAUCGUCCUACAUUAGAUUUUUUAAAAUCCGAUUAAAUUAAUUUCACAACAAGAAGCCGUUACUAUAUUGUUAUUAUAAAAUAACUUUAUAAGAUUAUCUAGAGUUACAUAUUAUAACUACUGAAAGCAAUUACUAGAGUAAAUGAACCAUUGAUAUUCAAUAAAUUGAUUCUACAUAGCAUAUUUAUGAUCAUAUAUAGUCAUCUGAGCACAUAUAUGAACAUGUAUGAUCAUCUGAGUAUCUAUAUGAACAUAUAUGGGCAUUUGAAUAUCAAUAUGAUCAUAUAUGGUCUUGCAAGCACAUAUAUGAUCAUACAUAGUUUUGUAAACACAUAUAUGAUUAUAUAUGGUCAAGCGAGCAUAUAUAUGAUCAUAUAUGAUCAAGCGAGCACAUAUAUGAACAUAUAUGAUCAUCUAAGUAUUUAUAUGAACAUAUAUGGUCCUGCAAGCACAUAUCUGAUCAUACAUAAUUUUGUAAGCACAUAUAUGAUUAUAUAUGGUCAAGCGAGCACAUAUAUGAACAUGUAUGAUCAUCUAAGUAUUUAUAUGAACAUAUAUGGUCAUGCAAGCACAUAUAUGAUCAUAUAUAGUCAUGAAAGCACAUAUAUGGUCAUGUAAGUAUCUAUAUGAUCAUAUAUGAUCAUGUGAACAUAUUUCUGAUCAUAGAUCAUAUAUGGCCAUAUAAAUGUAUAUAUAUAUAUAUAUAUAUAUAUAUAUAUAUAUAUAUAUAUAUAUAUCUGUUUGUUUGUGGUCAUAUAACGCAUUAAUGAUUCUAUAUCAUAUAUCAUCAUAUAUAAUUAUAUCUGAUCAUAUUUUUUUUUCAAACUUUAGAUAUUUAGUAUAUUUUUUUUUAUUCCUUUCACAGUCAAUAGAUGAUUCGAUAAAAAUACCCGAUAUCUCACCUUUUUUUUUUCUUAUUUAAUAUAUUAAAUUCCGUAAAUAUUAAAUUUUUAAAUUAUUUUGUCAUACAUAUUAUAUUUGGGAUUUACUUAAUAUUCAUCCCAAUUCAAAUGAAAAAAAAAUUUUAUCAUUCAAAUAUCAUUAUAUAGAUAUGUCUAUAUGGUAUUAAUGGUACCUGCGCUUGCGUAACUUCCCCCGUAAUAUGCCGGAGCCACCCUGUCAGUGUAUUGCAAAAUUUUGCUCUGAUCACAUCUGCUCUCUCGUUCGAUUUAUCCCCUUAUUGUAUAUCUGGACCAGUCUAUUUCAUCAACAUUAUCUAUAUCAAUUAUCCAAUAAUUAUCCACGCCCUUACUCAAAUCAACAAAUCUAAUCUAAAUAAGUAUAUAAAUUACUGAAUAAAUAUAUAAAGAGUUUAAAUUUUUGAAUAGUAAUAAAUAAAUUGUUUUUUUUUUUUUUUUCAUUUCUUUGUGUCGUAAUAAAUGAUUGAUUUAUUGUAUACUGCAAGUAAUAAAAGCAAAAAAAAUUAUUGAAUAAAUA
Molecule: messenger RNA, 3495 nt
Organism: Microplitis demolitor
Lineage: Eukaryota; Metazoa; Arthropoda; Insecta; Hymenoptera; Braconidae
Product: lipase 3
Exons: 11
Coding region: 142-2094 (650 amino acids)
Biological process (GO): lipid metabolic process
Source: RefSeq, a predicted model, not a curated record